CCGACACUUAGCAGCUUCUAAGAAAGACUGGUGCGUUGCACAUAUUUCUCUUCACUCUGCAUUUGGCUCCGACACCAUCAAUUGACAAAGACUCAUAUAUUCUGAGGCUGAGGGUACGGUAAAGCGAGCAGACUUGUCACUUGCACAACAUGGACCCACUCACCGAAGACGAGAUUGACAGAUUGAAGUUAUUGGAGGAAGCCGAUCCAGGUUCAACUCGAUCAAACAAGCCAUUAAUUCAGAAGAUUACGCAGAAAUUGACCUCGUGCUACAGUAGCGAGGAAUGCAGAGGAUAUUUCAAACCAACUUCUGUUGCGAUCGGUCCCCUCAACCAUCCAAAAGAGACUGACAAAGAUCCGAGAAUGGAGAGAGGGGAACAGUCCAAGCUAAAAAUGGCGGCAAUGUUCAUCAAUUUUAGUGAGAACACGAAGGAAAAUUUCUACAAGAAUGUCAAGAAGGAGCUAUAUAGCUUGAAGAACUGCUAUGACUCCAAAGAAGUAGAGAAUUGGAAUGAUGAGGAGUUGGCCUGGAUGUUCCUAGUGGAUGGCUGUGCAUUGUUACAAUUCAUAGCCUUUGAUAUGAUGGAUUUGCGGCUGGAUUACACUUUUGACUUUGGUCUAGUCGACAUUGAGAAGGUUGAUCUUUUCUUACUUGAGAACCAACUGCCCUACCGGCUUCUUGAGAUAUUGAUAGACUCGUUCUGGGAAGUCUCAAGUGAAGAAUCAACCGAAAUUCCUAAGGAAAUCAAAUCUAAGUUAUCCAAGAAUUUGAUCACCGAAUUCGUCAAUAGGAGUUUCUUGAUACUGACUGCGCAGCAACAACUCCAAAUUCAGGUUGAUUAUUCUCAGCCUCAUCCUCCUCAUGAGCAACAACAAGAAGAAGAAGACCCUCCUCAACAUCUUCUAGAGUUGUUGAGAAGAAGACUGAUUGGAGUUAAAUCGAAAGAGAAGAGUGAUGAGGAACAAAAAAGAAUUAACAAAGACGGUUUUCGAAAGACACUGACUGGUGAUACAAGCAAACAGUGGCCCUCAAUUCGCAACGUAAAGGAGCUGAAAGACAUGGGUAUUCGUUUUAAAGCGAGGGAAAAGGGAGGCGCCAUCACAGACAUUGAUUUCAAGUACCAUUGUUGCAUGCCAACCCUUACGCUGGCUCCCAUUUUUUUGCACAAUACCACCGUGCCAUUGUUGCUGAAUUUGAUAGCGUAUGAGCUGUGUCCAGAUUUCAAAGAAACUUGCAAGAUCACCUCGCACUUGUCAUUCCUCGACUCCUUGAUUGAUAAUGAGGAGAAUGUGAAGGAACUGACAGAUGCAGGAGUGCUGCAGAACGGAUUAGGAAGCGAUGAAGCUGUAGCGAACCUGUUCAACAGGGUCAGCGGCAUCCUGCUGUCAAAUCUUAAGAUAGACUUAGAAUUGAGACGUAAUAUCCAUGAAUACUGCAACAAAAAAUCACACCCACGCUAUCUAUGUGCCAACGCCGUGGCUAAACUCACUGACACCUAUUUUAGCAGUCCUUGGAGCUUCUUGGUCUUCCUCGGCGUCUUAGCAGGUCUUAUUAUGACAGGAAUGCAAGCUUAUAAUAGCUUCCGCGAAAACAAGCUCACGCUACUGAACUUUAAUCACUACAUAUAUUAAUAGCGUUCUUAAAAUAUGUCUUAGGUUUCAAUUGGAUUGGUAAAACAAUUUUAUGUAUUUUUUGUUGUUAUUAUGGUUAUUAUAUUUAUGGUAUUUUUUAUCAAAUAUUAACUGUUAUUAUUUUGUUUAUAUUAACUAUUAAUAAAGUCAAUAUUAUUUU
Molecule: messenger RNA, 1791 nt
Organism: Rubroshorea leprosula
Lineage: Eukaryota; Viridiplantae; Streptophyta; Magnoliopsida; Malvales; Dipterocarpaceae
Source: the annotation of a GenBank genome assembly